GAAUGUCAUUAUCAAGGGUGCAUGUGCAUGUGCAAGUCUCUCAGGUUGGUUAAACACUAUUGUUUUGUUCGCUUGUUAUAAAAGGAGUAGGUCAAUACAUCAGAAAAAAAUAGCAUAGCAGAAAUAGUUUUUGUGCAAUGGCAGACCCAGAAACGAUCAGAGAGAUAAUGAGAUAUGACGAACAUGUGGAUGCCGACAGAGAAUUCAUCCGUUCGCUACCCGACAUGCCAACAACAUCCGUGGGAACAAUACCCAAGCCACCAAAACCCGAGGCAAUAAAAUCCGAGGCAACAAAGUCCGAGAAAGUUGCCGUGUCAUCGACUAAAAGAGAGAGAGAUUGGGAUUCGGACUCUGAGUCAUCGGAUGUUGCCGUCCAACCAACAAAUAAUGUAGACGUAGACGAAGAUGAGAAUUUCUGGUUAAAUUUAUCUUCUUACAGAUUCAAUAAGCUAAAGGACGUACACAAUGAGCGUCUAAGGAUAGAGAAAGACAUCAAAAAUGUCGAUGAUAUAUGCAGGCAUGAAGAGCAGAAAUUGCAAAAAUUAACUGAAACUGUAUCAAGUUUAAGAAGUCAAUAUUAUAAAGCCAAACAUGAUGAAGAAGUUUUACGUAAAAAAGUACGUGAAAAAAUAAAUUUGCAAAAAAGUAAAAGAGUGUCUAUGUUGAGGGAGAAAUCAAUUUAUGAUAACCAAAUUAAGACAAUGUUGAUGACAGAACGUACGAAAAACCAUGACAAAUUAGAGAAUUAGUAAACAAAAAAAAAACGGAAAUUAGAGAUUUAUUAUAAAUAAUUAACCAAAUAACCAUUAACCAAAACCAAAAAUUACUUAUGAUAAUUGAAGACACGAGUGGAUGAAGGUGCUAUUACCAAAUUCAGAUUUUGAGAAAAUUAAGGUUAAAGUUUUUGUUUGUAAACUUUUCUCACAUGUACCGGGUGUCCCAAUAAGAAUG
Diabrotica virgifera virgifera (western corn rootworm) is the source of this 951-nucleotide messenger RNA. RefSeq lists its product as uncharacterized. The record is from RefSeq and is a predicted model, not a curated record. The transcript has 3 exons. NCBI's taxonomy places the organism in Eukaryota, Metazoa, Arthropoda, Insecta, Coleoptera, Chrysomelidae. Bases 138 to 749 code for a protein of 203 amino acids.